Molecule: messenger RNA, 345 nt
Organism: Rhizophagus irregularis DAOM 181602=DAOM 197198
Lineage: Eukaryota; Fungi; Glomeromycota; Glomeromycetes; Glomerales; Glomeraceae
Source: RefSeq, a predicted model, not a curated record
AUGGACAUACUGGAUUUGGAAUCGAUUCUGCCAAAAUCAUUCAACAUCCCACAAAAACCAAAGGACGGAUUUGUUGACGCUCCUACUGAUCUAAUCUCGACGAUUCCAAGAUCUUCAGAAGAACACGAAGAGUUAGAUAAUUUGAACAACAGUUUUAAAGAAAGAUUAGAAGAUUUAACGAUGACAACAACAGCCACGACACGAAGAAAAGGGAAAAAGAAAGUAACAGAGCAAUCGGAUGAUGACGACGAAGAAAAGAAAAAUGAAAACAAAAAGCGUGUAGUGCGAAAGCAGGGAGAAAGGAAAAAUUCUGAUACAGACCCAGUAAAUAGUCAUCGUUUGUAA